Molecule: messenger RNA, 1784 nt
Organism: Syngnathus acus (greater pipefish)
Lineage: Eukaryota; Metazoa; Chordata; Actinopteri; Syngnathiformes; Syngnathidae
Gene: hmx2
Product: H6 family homeobox 2
Exons: 2
Coding region: 324-1172 (282 amino acids)
Biological process (GO): regulation of transcription by RNA polymerase II
Cellular component (GO): nucleus
Molecular function (GO): RNA polymerase II transcription regulatory region sequence-specific DNA binding; DNA-binding transcription factor activity, RNA polymerase II-specific
Source: RefSeq, a predicted model, not a curated record
AUUGGCCCAGGAGGAGCUUACCUUCAUGCAAAUGAGCUCCACGCCAGCCUCGGCGCCUCCGAGGAGGAGCAGGAGGAGGAGGACCUGCCAAAGCACUCACGUUCCUCAACGGCGCGGCGCACGGACAAAAAAACAUCUCCAACUCCACUUCAAUGUAAAAGCCCCCCCCGCGCCAUUAAGCGGACAAAAGACGUCCUGUGUGCGCGUGUUUUUGUUUUAUUUCUUUUUCCCCACCGCUCCUCUCUUUUCUUGUCGUUGUCGUCAUUAUAACGGAAUAAGGCGAGACAAGAGAGCCCCGAGUCGCUAAGUGUUAUGAGGCGACGAUGAGUAGCGCAGAAGACAGCGGGAGCAAAAGCUCGACGGGGCCCGUUUCCAGCUUCACCAUCCGCUCCAUUCUUGGCACGCCGCCGUCCGAGGAGCCCCCAACCCCGGCCACGCACCCGCCGCCGUCGCGCUCCGGAGCCAAGGAGCUCGCCAAGGGACUAGUGGCACCGCGGAGGAGGACGCUGUCCGUGUCCUCCGAGGAGGAGUGCAGCGGCGGGGAGGACUCGGCGGAUUGCUUCUGCACCGAGCCGCCCCACGGACACGCGUGUGGACAAAACCGGCAGCAUAACGCCCUCUCCUGCUUAGGUCCCACCAAGGGGCUCCUGUCCGCCAACGAGGGACUGUCGAGGCGGCCGCCCCUCCUGCGCGACUACAACAAGGAGGAGGAGCAAGAGCGAGCCUUGCUGUCCCCCCUGUCGGAGGAGCGGCAGUCGGACGCGGCCGACAAGCACCCGCAGGGCUCCUCGGCCAAGAAAAAGACACGCACGGUGUUCUCCCGCAGCCAGGUCUACCAGCUGGAGUCCACCUUCGACAUGAAGCGCUACCUGAGCAGCUCGGAGCGCGCCUGCCUGGCGUCCAGCUUGCAGCUGACCGAGACGCAGGUCAAGACGUGGUUUCAGAACCGCAGGAACAAAUGGAAGCGGCAGCUCUCUGCCGAGCUGGAGGCGGCCAACAUGGCGCACGCUUCAGCGCAGACUCUGGUGGGCAUGCCGCUGGUUUUCCGGGAGAACUCGUUGCUGCGCGUCCCGGUGCCGCGCUCCAUCGCCUUCCCCACGCCGCUCUACUACCCCGGGGGUAACCUGCCCGCUCUGCCUUUAUACAACCUGUACAAUAAGGUCGACUACUGAUUCCGAUAGCCCCGCGGGGGUGUCCAAACUUCUUCCUCCGGGGGCCACUCCGAUAUUAAUUUAUUAAACACGUUAAAGCCAAGCCAGCACCAAAUUGUUUAUAUAUUUAAAAAAAAAGUUACAUGACAGCUUUCUGUUUAAGGCCUGGCUAAUGGAUGCAAAUGCCCCCGGGCCGCAGUUUGGACACCACCGCUAGCCUGUUUAUCAAUUGUAAUUCAUAUGCAGUAAAUUUCAUGAGAAAGUAACCAAGCUUCCUUACAUUUAUGAAAUACACCAUGUGUAUUAUUAAUUAUACUCAUUUUUUACCUUUUAUUUCAAUUUGACCCUCCACUUUAGUUUUCAUAUCACACGAAAAUAAAGUUUAUUGAAUUCCUUAUCAUUAUAUUAUUUUUAAUGAUUAAAGACACAAUUUUUCCAUUUAGGGAACACAAAUGUAAUUGUUUUUAUUGUAAUUUAGCGCCAGGAAUAACCUCAUUCAAUAAAAUUUUCUAUUUCAAUCCAAAUUGGGUGCAUUUGUUUUAUUUUUUAUGUCAGCUGACCAGAGUCACCAGACAGGAGCAGAGAGAUAAUUUUCGACAACAAAUAGCAAAAGAACGCGCAGGCAGCUGAGAU